GAUAUUUUAGACCCUGAAGAGAACACAUAUUUACCAGCAGGCGUUGGACGACCUUGCCAUUUGGCGCGGAGAGGGAAGGAGGGAGCAGAGGCGGACCGGAGUCAGAGAUACGGAUAGAAAAGGGGAAAGAACGAGGCUGGGAAAAAAAGAGAAAGCGUGUCGGCCAAGCAGAAGAAAAGCAAACUGUCUGCAGGAAGAGUGAGCGAGGCUGCACUUCGGUCUGAGACGGAGCCACGAAACGGGACCCGAACGAACACAGACUGGAAUAAGUAUGACGACAGGCUGAUGAAGGCUGUGGAGAGGGGAGAGGUGGAGAAGGUUGCAGCUGUGCUCAGCAAGAAGGGCAUCACUCCCACCAAACUAGAUGUAGAGGGUCGCUCUGCUUUCCAUCUUGCUGCCACCAGAGGACACUUGGACUGCCUUAACCUCAUCCUUGGCCAUGGUGUUGAUGUCACAGCUGCUGAUGCCACAGGGAAAAAUGCCUUACACCUGGCGGCCAGGAACGGACAGUCACUCUGUGUGCAGAAGCUGCUGCAGCACAGCUGCCCUGUUGGAAAUGUGGACCUGCAGGGGAGAACAGCACUACACGAUGCUGUCAUGGCAGGCUGCUCCUCCAGUGUUAAGCUCUUGUGUGACAACAGAGCCUCGGUCAACGCUCAUGAUUUUGAUGGCCGAACUCCAUUGGUGUUGGCCACCCAGAUGUGUCACCCCCGCAUCUGUCAGCUCCUGCUUGACCGUGGUGCUGACAUCAGAGUGCAAGACAAGCAACACAAGACCGCGCUGAUCCUGGGCUGUGAAUACGCAUGCAAGGAUGCCGUGGAGGUGCUGCUGAGGAACGGCGCUGACGUCACUGCUGUGGAUGGCUUCGGCCAUGACGGCUACCACUACGCACGCCUCAGCAAAAACCAUGAGCUUGUCAGCCUCGUCAAGAGCUAUCUGGACAGUGCCCUGAAAGUGAAAGAAGCUACCAGGAUGGAGCAGAAAAAGAGACAGCUGUCACUGGAUGCAACGUCUGACCCCUCGUUCAGUAGGGAUCAUAUCAUUCAUGAUCUGGAGAAACAGAAUGAGAGCCAGCAGGAGACUCUAAGGAGGUAUCAUCAGGAACAAAGGACUUUGAUGGACAAAGUCAGCAUGUUGCAAAAACAGCUCAGUCAGGAAAAGUCAGUGGUGGAAGACAUUCAUAAAGAGAGAGAACAUCUGAAGCGACUACUGGCUGCUAGAGACAAGGAGGAAGGCACUAGGGCCUCGGACACGGUGAAGGUCCAGCCCCAGAGCUGUCUGGGAGAUUACUCAGGUCAGUCUGUAAUUAAAGGGAGAGAAAAUGUCAUUGUCAGACAGUCUCAAAGCCUGGAUUCAGCUCAGAUUUUACAGCCAACAGUUCUGUCUCGUUCCUUGUCCCGCCCCCUGGAGCUCUCUCAACCAGUGUUGGGUGCCCACGGUGAAGUGGAAGCACUCCGUCAGGAGCUGAGCUCCACCCGUAAACAGCAGGAGGCUGCCCAGGAUGAGCUAGGGCACCUCCAGGCGUUGCUGGUGCGGAAGACUCAGGACUGUGAGGAACUGGCCCAGAGCCGUGACUCGGUCAAGCGCGACGCUGACCGGCAGAUUCAGGAGCUGGAAGGGGCGCUGGGGGACGUGCAGAAGAGGAUGCUGGAUUCAGAGGCCAAAGUCAAGCAACUGCAGGCCCAUGUGGUGGCCGUGAAGGAGCACCUCGGGAGCCAGAUGCUGGAUGACCUCAAAGCCCAGCUCAGCGAAGUCAAAGCCAAAUACGAAGGCGCGUCGGCUGAGGUGGGCCGGGUCAGGAACCACCUGAAGCAGAGCGAGAAGGCUCUGGAGGAGUACAAGAAAAGCGAAAGACACCUGGCCGAAGAGGCCGAUGGACUGAUGGUGGAGCUGAACGUGGUGAGGGAAGAGCGGGAUAAGAUGUCCAAGUCUCUCCUGGAAGCAGAGACUCGAGCGCAGGAAACGGCGGUCCGCCUGUCAACCACUGUCCCCGGGGAGAAGUUCGACAACAUGAAGAACCUCCUGACCAACGCAGUGGAUGAGAAAGAGAGGCAGCUGGCGGAGCUGCGGGAUGACUACGACCGUGUACUGGAGGAGGUGGCCGAGCUCCACCGGGAGGCGGGUGGCCGGGAUGGCGUCCCCCUGGCAGAGCACGAGAGGAUGAGGGAUGCUCUGGAGGAGCAGAGCAGCACAUUGAGGAUGAAGCUGGCAGAAGUGACGUCCAAGUGCCAGACACUGAUCCGCGAGCUGGAGGAGGCCGAAGACGAACGGGAGCUGCUCCGGGAAGAGCUGCAGGAGCUCACCCAGAACCUCCAGACACAGUACGUUCCUGUUGAUGUUCACGAGGAGCUAAGGAGGUCUCUGGCGCUCGCUGCCGAGGAGCUGAGGGAGCAGCUCGAGGAGGUGACGGAGAGGAAAGGCUGGACAGAGGAGCAGGUGAAGAGGCUCCAAGAGGAGAAGGCCUCCCUGUCUGAGAGCGUGAGCAAACUAAAGAGCUCCCAGGUGUCAUGCGAGAAGUAUGAGAGGGAGGCGGCCACCCUGUCGGCUCGCGCCGCUGGUCUGGAGAAGGACCUGAAGAGCCUCCAGGAGAAGUACCGGGAGAAGGAGAGAGAGCUCGAGCUCAUGGUGGCCGAGAAGGCGUCGCUGACGCGGAGCUUGGAGGGAGAGUUCAUUGCCAAGGAAGUGCAUGAGCAAGCGCAGGCGGUGUUGGGUGAAGCCUUGGAAAAAGCCAAGGCUGAAAUUGCCAAGUUGGAAGAAGAUGGAAGAAUCAGGGAGGAGGAGCUAAAGAACAUGAAAGAGGGAAAUGCUAUGUUGAAAGAGGAGUUUGAGAAUGUGCAGGCGAAAUUGGUGAAGGACUAUAUUAGCCUCGUUGAGCACGAGGAGACGAAAAGCAAGUUGAACAGGGCCUUAGCUGAGGUGAAAAUGAGAGCUGAGGAUGCCGCAUCCAAACAUCAGGCUGCUCUUGAAGGUUCUGCAAAACUUCAGGAAGAAAUAGAAUCCCAGAAGAGAGAGCUGGACACCAUUCAUGAAGCCAUUCAUUCCAAGUUUGUUCCCCUGUCCACCGUGGAGGAAAAGGACCGGUCUUUUAGCAGUGCCAUGAAGGACAUGACGGAGAAACUGGCCCAAGUGCAGGAGAAGUACGAGGGUGCAAAAGCAGACAGGGAACGAGAGAGACAGCAGAAGGAAGCCAAGAAAGCGGAGCUUGUGUUGAGGCGGCAGGAGCUGGAGGCCAACUUUAUCCCCAGUGAGAAACACAGGGAGGUGGAGGAUGCCUACAAAGUCCAGGUGGAGGCACUGAGCCUGAAGCUGGUGGAGCUGGAGCAGCAGCACAUGGACGCAACCGUGCGGCGAGCUGAGCUGGAGGAGAAGAAUGCGCUGUGCGCCACUGAAAUCGAGAGUCUCCAGCAGCGUCUGGAGAGCGAGCUCGUUAAGCAGGAGCGAUUCAAGGACACUGAGCGCUCGCUGGGCUCCUUUCUGGAGGAGGCACGGAACGAGUGCGAGCGGCUCCACGCAAUGCACGACGUGGAGGCGCAGCGCACGCAGGCCCUGGAGAGGGAGCUGCGGAGCUGCAGCAGUGACGCAGACCUCCUGGCCCGCCAUGGCCAGGCUCGGGAGGCCCUGGAGAGGGACGUGGCCGAUCUGCGCCUGGCCCUGAGGGAGGCGGAGGAGACCAGCGCCCAGCGGGCCGAGGACGUGGCCACGCUCCAGGGCGAGCUGCUCAGAGCCACGCACGCCCUGGAUGAGCUGCGUGCCCACGAGGGCCAGGUGGCCCAGCUCCGUGCCGAGAAGCAGAGGCUGGAGGAUGAGGCCGACGAGCUCGGAGAUCGGCUCUCGAGCCUAGAGGAACAGUGCGACGACCUCUACAGGGAGGCGGCCCAGGCCAGAGAGAGCGAGUGCAGAGCUCGGGUGGAGAUGGAGACGUUGCAGAACAGGAGCACCUCCAUUGAAAAGGAGAUCCGUGAGCUGAAGGAGAAGUACGAUGAAUCGCUCACCACCAUUGGAGACCUGCAGAAGAGGAUCCAGAUGUACUCAGAGCAAACCGAGGCAAAAGACAAACGGAUCACAGAGCUCCUGGCUGACGUGGAGCGCCUCAAACAGGCCCUGAAUGGCCUGUCCCAGCUGGCUUACACAGGCAACAUGCCCAACAAGAGACACACGCAGCACAUGGACGCACUCCAGGCGCAGGUCAAGAGUCUCCAGCAGCAGCUGGCUGAUGCUGAGAGGCAACAUAGAGAGGUGGUUUCAAUUUAUCGAACUCAUCUUCUCAGCGCUGCACAGGGUCACAUGGAUGAAGACGUCCAAGCAGCCCUGUUGCAGAUUAUCCGAAUGAGGCAGCAGUUUGUAUGUUAAAACCCAGCCUGAAAAGAACCCACUGACUCAAUCCAGCGUUCCCUCUGUAGGCCUGCGGUCAGACGCUGCUGCACAGCAGUCCAGUCACAAAGCAUGCCAGAUGUUAAUGUCCUCUCCCGGCAUGGAGCUGUGUACUUUAGUACAGUCAAAGCCUUGUAGUUGUUUAACAGGUUAGAUAUUUUGCAGUCGCAAAGCUGUUGCUUAGAAGUGCAAUAAUUAUGCCCACAAAAAUCCCAGCAAUGACGAACGAGUGGUGGAGGGGUCACUUAUUUCCCAGUGCCCACAAAUAUGAUGUCAUAUCUGUGCAGGGGUAAUUCAGAGUGGUGUAAUAUUUGACUGGUUGUAAUAAUUCAUUGUGCUGCUGUUGGUUUAGUAGGUGGGGUCUCCUGAGCGCUAACCUCAGCAGUGGUUUAUGCUCAUGGUUUUUGUGCCUUUCAGAGUGAGAGCCUGGUUUUGUUUCCUUAUUUUGUAACGGAAUAGCCUGCAGCAGAAAAAAACGGUCCAUUUCCCUGGCGCUCUGUCUGACCUCCUUGUAUAGCAACUUAUUCCAUUGACUUAGUCUUCUCUGUAUAAUCGCCGUCAGGGAGCAGGUCUCCUACCACUCUUAAGGGCACAAAGAGAAUAACCUUUUACUACAGUCAAUACCAGUCAUGCAGCAUGUUCAAGGAAGCAGGCUGCAUUGUUGUGUGGAGUUGGACUUGGAUGCUUUAACCUCAGUAGUUCUUAGGGCUCUGAUGUUCGCCUUGUGUGAGAUAUCAAAGGAGUGAACGCUGGAUUGUACUCGGUGAGUGUCAACGGUGCUGGGCGAAAAAGAACACAGCCCUGCCUUCCCCAGAGCAAUUGGAGACGGCACCCUUCCCUGGCUCGAAGACCCCCCUCCCUUGCCUGGACUAUACUGCCCUCUUGUGGUGUGACUUGGCAGGCCAAGUUUGUGGGUUUUUGUUUUUUUGUUUUUUUUUUGGAGGAGGAUGAUGAUGAUGAUGGAAUAUAGCUUUCUGUGGUUCAUUUGGCUGUGUGGAAGAUCAGAUGUGUUUUUGCUUUUUUUUUUUUUUUUUUUUCUUUUUUUUUCUUUUUUUUUCUUUUUUUUUUUUCUCUUGUGGUACUUCCCAGAUCCAAUAUAUUUUUAUCAUGGCUUUGUACUACUUUUGAUUAAUGGUCACCAUGUUUAUGGUAAUACUAUUCAGCAGGACUGGACUAAAACGGCACCAUACCUGUUCAAGGUACACAACAUUCAGAUUUUUCAUACUUUUCUUUUGAAUGUCUUUUUUUUCCUCAGAAGCAGUAGAGUUAAUUUAAAAACAACUAGGUAUCCCAUUAACUCUGAGCCUGAUCACUGCAAUGAGCAAAAAUUAGCACAUAAUUAAUACACAUUCAUUAAACUCCUAUCCUGAUUUGCCAUGCCAAUAAUAAUGUAUUGCAAAAAAUGGCUAAUGAUUUCUAUUAACUUAUAAGAACUGAGUUCUCUUGGUUCUGUAUUGGCACUACAAAACUCCAUAGCAGUCGUAGUUGUACGUCAUAUAUUUCUGCAUUCUUUAUCUACAGGUAGAUGUUUCUCAUGUGGUGUAGAAUCUUCCUCUCCUUUUCUGUUUACUUUCUUUUUCGUUUGUUUUGUUUUACAAAAGUGGUAGAACUCGCAUCAAUAAAAGUGCCUACUUUAGACUAA
Molecule: messenger RNA, 6013 nt
Organism: Electrophorus electricus (electric eel)
Lineage: Eukaryota; Metazoa; Chordata; Actinopteri; Gymnotiformes; Gymnotidae
Source: RefSeq, a predicted model, not a curated record